This is a messenger RNA of Diplodia corticola, 867 nucleotides long. RefSeq names its product chitin synthase iii catalytic subunit. The transcript has 6 exons. The record is from RefSeq and is a predicted model, not a curated record. Gene Ontology annotation, cellular component: endoplasmic reticulum membrane. The coding region runs from base 1 to 867 and encodes 288 amino acids. Gene Ontology annotation, biological process: protein folding. NCBI's taxonomy places the organism in Eukaryota, Fungi, Ascomycota, Dothideomycetes, Botryosphaeriales, Botryosphaeriaceae.
AUGCCGGCAACAGGGCGGCUACAAUCCCAGCUCUUCAGCUUGUCGCCCGCGAAAAAAGGCUCCGAUGCUGCAGGCUUCGGCAAUGGCUGCGAUUUGACAGGCAUCUCGCUGAGCAACGGCCGACAUCUCGCGAACUUGGGCUCCAUCCUGCUCUGCGGCAUCGCGAUUUUGAUAUCCGCAUUCCUAUUAUGGCGCUCUGAACGAAAGAAGGCCGCUGUCGGACGGAGGGAGAUGCAACUCUUCCUCCUUGGCUACAUCAUCAUUUCGAUUUGUGAAAUCUUCACCGUCGGAGGCUUCCCGCUCGAUGGCGCCGUGCGCAGGGCUUUCAGCGCGGUCCACAUUGCGGCCGUAGUCGCUACAGCUUGGAUCCUGCUCCUCAACGCUGCAGUCGGGUUCCAGCUGCUCGACGACGGCACUCCGCUUUCGCUGGGUCUUAUCGUGACCUCGUCCGUGAUCCUCUUCGUUGGCACUGGAUACAUUGCUCUUGACACGACCUUCCAAUGGACCGGCUACUGGGAUGAUACGCUGACCACUGCAAAGUCGUAUUCUCUGUACACUCUGUACCAGCUCGUCCCGCUGGUGCUCAUUGUUGUCUUUUUCGUCAUGGAGGCCUAUCUGGUUGUUCGCGUCCUCGGCGAGAAGAAGCCUAUGCUGUACCUGGCGGGUGCGGCACUUCUCUUCGCCAUCGGACAGAUCUUCCAAUAUGUCAUCAGCGUGCAUCUCUGCAAUGCCUCGAACGGCAAGAUCAACGGCGGCCUUUUCGAGACGCUUUUCACGCUUUGCGCCAUAGCAAUGGUCUGGGUCUUCUGGUCCAGCAUCACGGAAGACGACUGGCCCAUGCCCGUUACCGGAGGCGCCUAUACAUAA